This is a messenger RNA of Rana temporaria (common frog), 857 nucleotides long. It is a transcript of the gene PQBP1, whose product is annotated as polyglutamine binding protein 1. Lineage: Eukaryota; Metazoa; Chordata; Amphibia; Anura; Ranidae. Bases 119 to 748 code for a protein of 209 amino acids. The transcript has 7 exons. Gene Ontology annotation, cellular component: plasma membrane; cytosol. The record is from RefSeq and is a predicted model, not a curated record. Gene Ontology annotation, molecular function: protein binding; lipid binding.
AUGUCAUCAAGCUGCGUCUCCGGGUUUUCAGGUCCUGGAAGUUGCAGAGUGGGAGCUGGUGAGUCGUCCAUAGUCCGCCCGCCGGGUACACACGGAGGGAGCAGGUUAGUGGUCCAGAAUGCCCCUUCCAUUGACUCUUCAGGCUCGUUUAGCCAAGAGAGGGAUUCUGAAGCAUGUGGAAUCAGAACCCGCAGAAGAGGUCAUCGCAGAGGAUUAUGACGACGAUAAUGUUGAUUAUGAGGCAACCCGGAUAGAGAAUCUUCCUCCAAACUGGUACAAAGUGUUUGAUCCAGAAUGGGGCCUCCCUUAUUACUGGAAUGUGGAGACGGAUAUGGUGUCAUGGUUGUCUCCGAAUGAUCCCACUGCUAUUAUCAGCAAAAGCACAUUCAAACACAAAGAACCCGAGGAAAAGUUGGAGCGGUCUGAUAGACUAGAGAGGCCUGAGCGGUUGGAACGGGUUGAGAGGGAAGAGGUAAAAGAGAGAAGACACAGCCGAAGGGAUGAAGUGGCUCCUUAUCCUAAAUCUAAAAAAGGGAGGAAAGAGGAAGAAAUUGAUCCCAUGGACCCCAGUGCUUACUCUGAUGCUCCAAGGGGUACCUGGUCCACGGGACUUCCUAAAAGAAAUGAGGCUAAAACUGGAGCAGACACCACAGCUGCAGGACCCCUGUUUCAACAGCGGCCAUAUCCCAGCCCAGGAGCCGUGCUUAGAGCCAAUGCCGAGGCAUCCCGCGCUAAACCAGUGGAAUAAGAAUAUCCGCUUGAGUGACGUUCUGUGUUUUCCUACCCUGUACAGUUUUCUGCUUGGAUGUUUUAUGUUUGUGCGUGCAAAAUAAACUGUCUUUUUAUUAUUUAUUGGA